Colletotrichum truncatum is the source of this 2505-nucleotide messenger RNA. RefSeq names its product aminodeoxychorismate synthase. Gene Ontology annotation, cellular component: cytoplasm. Lineage: Eukaryota; Fungi; Ascomycota; Sordariomycetes; Glomerellales; Glomerellaceae. Gene Ontology annotation, molecular function: aminodeoxychorismate synthase activity. The record is from RefSeq and is a predicted model, not a curated record. Gene Ontology annotation, biological process: 4-aminobenzoate biosynthetic process.
AUGACGCGACCUCAGAUCUUGUUUCUCGAUGCUUACGAUUCCUUCACCAACAACAUUGUCUCUCUGCUGACGACUUUGCUUGAUGCCGAUGUGCACGUUUUGCCGAUUGAUACGCCACUGUUAGAUCACAGCUCGCCGACUUUUUCUGAUGAUCUUCACCAGGAAUUAUCUCGCUACCAUGCAGUAGUCUGCGGGCCGGGACCAGGCUCCGCAGAAGUUGAGAAGGAUGUUGGACUGAUGAGAUGUAUCUGGAAGUUGCAAAACGAACAUAUUCUGCCGGUGUUAGGAAUUUGCCUCGGAUUCCAGAGUCUUGUUCUAAGUGCUGGAGGAAGAGUAAGAAGACUGCGGCGCGGACUGCAUGGGAUGGUUCGUCCCAUUCAACAUGACAAGCCUCACCCGACUUGCGCAGGAGACCUUUUCAAAGGUGUCCCUGAGUUCAAAGCGACACUUUAUCAUAGCCUCUGCGCCGACAUCGGCCAGGACUUGAUAUCAGACGCCGACUGGGAAAGUAGGCGAUGGGAUGCCCUCGAUUCGGCUCCGGAGUUGACACCCCUGGCCUGGGUCGACGAGGAACGAGAUGUCGGAAAUGAGAGGAUUCUCAUGGCAGUGAAGCAUCGGAGCAAACCAUUCUGGGGUCUUCAAUACCACCCUGAAUCUGUAUGCACUCAGCCUGCAGGCCAUGCGGUCAUCCGGAACUGGCUUCGUGAAGCCAUGGAAUGGAACUUGAAGGCGAGGAGGGCAGUGCACACCGAAGAACGGGUUCUGGCGAGGAACGCUGUGAAGCCAAGUUUGCUCUCUGAGAUUCGGUCCGCAGCCCAAGGAGGUCAUGCACCUGUCCUCGCCUGGGCAGAGAUGCCGACGUCACUGGCGACUGUGGGAUUGGACUGCGACUACAGCUACAAGACCAUCGAACUCCCGGCGAACAUCAAGGUACCGGAUGUCGUGGAGAUAUUGAGGAGUGGAAGGACUGAGCACAUCAUUUUGGAUUCAUCUAACUCGAGCACGAUGGCGACGGGCGCUGCAGAUGUGCGUGGGAGAUUCAGUAUCAUCGCCCUCGACGUUGAGGAGUCUUUGAGGAUUGAACACCAUGUCGGAGAUGAUUUUGCCACGGCUCACGUACCGUCGAUUCAAGGACUGCCCGUCAACCUGGAGGAAACCAUCCCAUUCGGACCUCAGGAGAAUAUCUGGCAUUUGCUAUCCACUUUCCUCGAGAAGCGACGGAUCCCUGCUUCGGAGGUUGUUGAGACGCCUUUCCGAGGUGGUUUCAUGGGCUACCUCACCUAUGAAAUGGGACUGAAAGGAAUUGAUGUGAACGUGGCUAUGGAUCGGGGACAUCGGAGGCCUGACCUGUGCUUUGCUUGGAUUACCAAGAGCAUCGUUGUGGACCACGUCAAGGGCCUCCUGCACGUUCAGCAUCUCCAAAAGCGCAAACUCAAUGCAGACUUUUGGAUUGAUUCUGUCGUAGCAUCGCUACAAACGUCUCACCUAUGGCAGCCCGGAAAGGCAGCCGUCAACGGACGGCAUAUCGACCCCAUGACUGUUGCAACACGACCUGUCAUCCAAGUGCCCGAUGCCGCCGAAUAUGAAGCGAAGGUUUCCCGCUGCCAGGAUUACAUUGCGGCUGGCGAAUCUUACGAACUCUGCCUGACGGAUCAGACCACCAUCACUUUGCCGGGACGUCCCUCCGCCGAACCUUACACGAACCGCAUCAACGGACAAGCCAAUCAAAAGUCCGCCUACGUGGCGCCAUGGAAGCUGUACAAGACUCUCCGGACUCGUCAACCGGCUCCCUUUGGAUCGUUCGUCCGCCUCGGCGGCGCCACACUCAUCAGCAGCUCACCCGAGAGGUUCCUCGAGUACGAUGCCAACGGGUUCUGCUCCAUGCGGCCAAUGAAGGGAACUGUCCGCAAAUCGAACGACGUCGCGACGCUGGCGCAGGCGGAGGAGAUCUUGCACGUCCCCAAGGAAGAGGCGGAGAACCUCAUGAUUGUCGACCUUGUGCGACACGACCUCCACGGCGUGUGCGGUUCCGGGAACGUGGAGGUGCCGCACCUGAUGAAGGUUGAGGAGUACGCGACCGUCUUCCAGAUGAUCACCAUUGUCAACGGGCAGCUUCCCGGCCCGACUGCGGCGGAAGAUCGGUAUACUGGUCUUGAUCUGCUCGCAGCUAGUCUCCCGCCGGGUAGCAUGACGGGCGCGCCGAAGAAGCGGAGCUGCGAGCUGUUGCAGGAGAUCGAGGAGCAUCGGGAGAGGAGCUUGUACUCGGGCGUGGUGGGGUACAUGGAUGUCACCGGCAAGGGGGAUUGGAGCGUGACGAUCCGGACCAUGUUCAAGUGGGACGAUGAAGUUGCGCCGUCCGAGGAGGGCGAUUCCGAUUCCGAGCCGCGAGAGGUCUGGCAUAUCGGCGCCGGCGGUGCAGUGACGAUUCUGAGCACGGCGGAGGGCGAGAGGGAGGAGAUGUUCACCAAGCUAGCAGGGCCAUUAGGGGUCUUUGCGCAGGCUUGA